GCGUCACUUCCGCCCUGGGCGGGGAGAGGCCAGCACCCCUCACAGCCCGCGCGCCAUCUUGGUUGUGGGUAGCCGUCCCCAAGGAAGAUGGCGGCGGUGCUGGCCGACCCCGGGCCUCUGGCCCUGGCCGCGGCGUGGCCCUGUCCCGCGUCCCCGCGCCCUUUCCCACGGGUGGUGGGCUCCGCGCCCCGCCGCCUGCAGCUCGCGGCCCCUCCCGCGGCUCUAAAAGAUGUCGCCUUUUAUCCUGUCGUUCCCCCACGAGUGACCCGGGGGGGCGCGCACACAGAUGUACGCGUAUCGCUUGGUUGCAACACAGCGGCGCAGCGUUUGGGAAAAGCGAGCCCGAGGGGUUUCUGCACCGCCAAAAACGUGCAGCGGUGGGAUGUGGGUGAACGGUGUUGACCGAUGCGCAAAGACGUGUGUUGGCCAAGUAGGUCCUAAAAUAUAAGCUUCUUACACAGCUGAUUUAUUUUUUUUAAAGGCUAUUGCAGGUUAUUUCUGAGGCAAGGAAAAAAACACUAUAAAUUUAAAAAAGAGCAUGUAAAGAGGCAUAUGCACAAUUUUAGCUGAGUUUUUAAAUUCAGGGGACGAUGACUGGGAGGCUGCCAAAACCAACUGAUACAGGAAAAAAGGCAUGGAAGAUGGGAAGCAGACAUAAUCCCGAAAUGCUGGUUUCCUGUUUGCUGCACAGGGAAAGUAAUGCACUGCUUAGAUGCCUAACCCAUGGUGAUGUUUUAAUUGAUACAGUGUAUAAUUUUUUUUUUGGCUACCAAGUUCUUUAAACGUUGCCUUGUAUGAAGGCAGCAGCCAAUGAGUGGCUGGUGCUGAAACAUAAACAUGGUGCAAGUUUUUAGUUCUGACCAGUUGUGGUUAACUGAUGAGCAGCCUGGCCUAGUGAGACACGCAAUUCCCUCUCUCCUUCUAAGGUUUUUCCUUUAUGCAGGGGUAACCUGUAGCUCAUGUGCUGCAGCUUUUGCUGUAACCAACAAUAAGACAUUAUGAAUCUGGAGGCUGCUUAAUAAUGCACUUGUGGGAGGAAGCCAGCUUGCUAGGGCCAGUAAGGUUUCUAGAAUUGUUGCAGUUUGGCUGCAAGCACGCACACACACCGUUUCUUCAUAGUUCUGAAGACCUGUGGGAUGCUCAUGGUGCUUCCCUUCAGCAACGGAGAGCUCUCCUCCACCUUCUGAGAUAUGUGGGAUAUAUCUUAUUGGGACAGAGAAAGUGGUCACUUCUACUCUUUCAGUUCUCCAUUGUAUUUAAGACAGCAUACUGGGGGCCUGGGAGAAAAAGCAAAACAAAAGAAAAAACCUAUGAUGUGAAAAUAUGCAUUAUGUUUUAAUAACUUCAAUGAUAUUUCCCUAAUGGCAAAUAGUGCAAGUCGUUUCAAGUUUUGUUUGCUCCUUGUUUUAUCCAGAAUUUGACAUCUGAGCUAUGAGCUAUAAGCUAUAUGAUGCUUUGGUGGAGUCCCUUGUUAGUAAAGACGUCGGACAUGCACCUGUCCCUGAAACAUAUCAAAGCACUGGUUUUCUAAGGUAUUGUCUAUGACCUGACAGGUCUCCCUUCACCUCUGUCCUGUAGGCUGGUAUACUUCUUCAAAUACCUGAUUCCCUGCCUUUGCAUGGUAAUUUACCUCGUAAAAUUUCAGUUUGUUUUUUUUUUGUUGUUGUUGUUGUUCAAGCUUCUAAGGUACAUAGGCAUCUCUGACCUACCUUUGAUGUUUUAGAGGCACUGUCUUUUGCUACAAAGCAAAAAAUUUGCCAAAACAUUUUUAAUUUAUAUGUCUAGUGUUAUCAUAGGAGAUAGUAGCUCUGGCAUGACACGAAGUGCCACUUUAUUUGAAUACAGCAACAGUCCAAAAAAUCUACAUAAAAUACGAGUUUCGAGGCAACAGGAAGUUCCAUGUAGACAAAGCAGCAUGAUAAUACUGUGUCAUCACUGGUCCAAGGCACACACUUGCUGACUGUUAGCGGAUGUCCUCACUAUUUAGUGAGUCAGCCGAGUACUUGCACAUCUUCUGAGCACUAAUGUAGAAAGGGAAAAUGAGUAGGAAGGCCCAUGGUUAAUAGUCAGGAGUGAAGUUGGAUUGUCCCAUCAGGGAUGCCGCUCUUAAGUGUUACAAAAUGAUAAUGUAACCUCAAUUCCAAACGUUUAUUAAAAAUUAAGAAAUCUGGAGUGAGCUUGUUUUCAGUCUCCUCAUAAAACAGGAGCAUGGGCUUGCACAAGUCAGUGGUGUUACUUACCAUCUUUGGCCUGGUCCUUUACAUGCAGCUGUUACUUUACAGUAGAGUUUCACAGCUAAAGAAGCUUCUUGUCCUGUUAAAAUCUUGCUCAGUUUUACAGGCCCCCCUUGGGUAAACUUUGCCAGUCCAUGAGUGGGACAAGGCUCAAGGGAGCUGUGUAAAGAGGAUGCUUCAGUAGAUGGCACUCUCCCUCUGAGUGAGGAUGAGCAAAUAAAUACCUCAGCCUAGGAGUUUGAUUCAGUGAGAGCAACUUCCUUUACACUCUACAGAAAUUGCAAUGAGUCCAAAGCUCUGACUAACUAUGCAGUGAAGUAACCUCUGGCAGUUUUGCACAAAUCUGGAUCUAUCAAGCCCUCGCAUCUGGCUUCCUCCCUGCUUAAAUGAGCGUAGUCUGUUUCUGUUCAGCCUGAAUUCCUCCCGAAAUCUUAAUGGUGGAUAUAUACAUAGAUACACACACACACACACACACACACACACACACACACGUAUUUAAAAGAUAUAUAUUUUCUGAAGAGCUUAGUAGUAAUGUAAGUUACACACAUCAAACUCAGGGUUUAGAACUAUUCUGCUUCCUCAACCAUUUUUUUUUCUCAUUCAUGAUUUUAUUUUACUAAUCUGUCAGUGGUAGAUCCAGUUUAAGAACUUAAUACCUUUGGGUUGUUGAUUGUUUUUUGUUGUUAUCUUUAAGCCACAAAAUUUCAUAGAUCCAGUUUAAAGAGGAGUCACAGUGAAUUAGUAGGAGGGAGGAGGCCUUAACUGCAGGUAUGGGGACAGUAAAGGUGUGCUAGACAUUAGGGGAGCUAUCGCCUUUUAAAUCAAAUCUGUUGCUAAUGAAGCAGUAAUGCAUGGCCAUCAUCUUACAGCUUUCUAAACUGUACAGUGUUUUGCUCACCCCUGAAUAGAAGGGUGAGAGAAGAGUGAAAGAAAGGUAUGUAAGGCAAAAGUUGCAAUAAAAAAUUACAUGAGAAAAAAUCAUAAAAUGCAAAUUUAAUUCAAAUUCUUAAAGUUUUGGUUUCUUGAGUAAUAUAAGUAUAUUCUUUCAAUUUGAUGCUUUUUAAGCAUUCCUUUAAGUAUCUAUUUUCUUAUUUGACUGGCACACAAGUCAAAUAAGACUCUAUGCUUUCUCAAUCCCUGCCUCUGUCCUAUACUCCCCAGUAAUUUUUUCCACUGAUUAAAAUCAGCGUGAUAACAGUACUUCUGAAAUCCAGACCUUGAAGCUACAAUUUUCUUUAGGAGGGAAGCAUUUAUUACCAUAGCUCAAAUAAAGCUGUUGACCUCUGCUUUUUCCAAUAUGCAUGUCAGAGCCUGAGGGUUUUUUGGGCCUGUUAGAAUGAAGAGGCCCUAGGUAAUGUAUGGAAGAGGAGUAUAAAGACUGUUUGUGUACCUCUCUCUGGUACCAGUCAACUUUUGAGCAAUCAAAAGUUAUGUACCAUUGUGAACUAGAUAAAGUAAUUUCUAUUACAAGAAGCUGUUCAAGGAAUGGCAUGCUGGAUGAGUGAAAUGGUGGAUGAAUUUAUUGCAGACUAAUUAUUUUUUUAGAUUUUCUGUUCUUAAUUCAAAACAAAGCAAACCUGCUGCAAGUGUCACAUGCUUAAGGGACUGUUCCCAAAAGCAAUAUUUUCUGUCCGUUGCAGAGAAACUACUGAUGCUGUGAAAAGCCAAAAUCAGGACUCAACAGUCUGAAUGUUGGGUAUUCCGCGGGUAUUCUUUACUGCAGCACUGGAAGCACAGGGGAUCACUCCUCCUAAUGUGCGAGCCCACACAGGGUUAGUUGCAUAAUUUAUACAAGCUCUACAUGCAUAUUCAUUAGUUUUCCAAUAAAAGAUAUACAUAUCCAUUGUUUUCCAAUAACUCAUUAUCAUGUGCAAAUGCCCUUUGCGCUUGCCUGUUGGUGUCUCCGGGUGCUCGUCAGGGGUCUCUGGAUGAAGGAUAUACCCUUCCUCACUGCGUCCGCUAGUUAAGUUUUGCUUUCAUGCAAACUCAGUUCUGAGAUCAUGUAUAUACUGUCCUUGAGGGAUGGUCUGUUCUGGUUUAGUGUUUUGCUCUGCAGUUCCUUAUCUUUAUGGUUCUGUACGUCUGCUUCUUCUAAGGUCAAAUGUUGUCAUCGUAAAUUUGCUUAGGUGCUUCUUGUCUUGAAGCCUUUCUGACUCCCCCAAAGCAACAAGUUUUAGUCAUAACAGUUCUAACUCUAUCAGUACACAGCAGAUAAAAUGCUGGACUAGUGAAAGCUUUCUGCUGAAAAUAUCAUUUAGCAUUCAUCUGUUACUUGGCAAAUUAGAUUUAAAAUUCCAAGUGCAUUUUAUUCAGAAUUCCAAAUAGUCUUCAUACAGUAAGGUAACUACUUGGAAGUCUCCUUUGCAGAGGACUGAAUGGAAAUGGUUUGGAGAGGUGCUUUUUAACACUUUACAAAGGAACUGAUUUAAUUCAGAGGAGGUUUCAACACCCACAAACCAUCCUUCUACACUGGCUUUCAGGUAGUGGUUUCAAAUCAAAGAAGCACGGUUUCCUGACUGAAUCAUCAAACUAAGUAUUGGGACACCAGAGUUUUAUGCCUUUAGGCAAAUUAUAGCCUAAUUUUCAGGUGUGGUCCAUUUAUUUAACUCCCAUUUAUUUCAAAUGGAGUUACAAGAGCUCAGUACCUCUGAAGCUUGUUUUUAAACUGUUUUGGGAAUAUCUUCCUUACAGAUACAUUGGAAAGCUGUUUUAAAGUUUGUAAUACAUUUUGAAAUGCUUAGUAAGUAUAUGUUACAGAAAUACAGUCAUUACUAACAACUGUCUAAUUGAAUCAGUCCUGUUUUUUUUCUCAUCUUCGUGCAGUACAGUUCAAAUUACCUUAAAAAAUAUCUCACAAUUAGACCUUACAGUUCUGUAGACAGGACAGAGCAAGACAGAAGGCGCAUGUGAUGGCUUCCCAGGGAUAUGCCACCUCACUGCUUUUAGGAUGGAAGGUGAAGGGUGGAAGAUCCUGAGUAAAAGGCGAAGAGCAAGUGGUGGCAGAAGCAGGACCUGACAAUCACAAUCACAUGGGUUCUCUAUGUUUUAGAAGAUCCCUACUGAAAGGAUCCAGAAGACACAGUAAGAAAAUACAGGCAUAUGAGCUUCACUUUUGAUAAUAUUAAGAAUCCAGACAGAGAUCAGAACUCGGUGAGCUUGCAGAGCUGGUCAAGGAAGUAGCCAGAAAGAGUCUUGAUUCUUUGUAAUGGAUUGCAUUGUGUAAGAGAGGUCUCAUACCUUUUGGCUUAUGAGUGUAGGCGGGUUUAUCAGUGCGAAAAUUACAUCAUUUGUAAGUAAGAGAAGAAAUAGCAGUAGCUGGACAGACCAGUGAGAUUUGGGUGAGCCUGUUCAUCAGUUUGGAGACGGGUGCAGAACAAAGGGUUGAUUUUCCAACAUAAUUUAUGUAGAAACUUAAGAUCUAUUAAAGGACAAUGAGGCUAAAACUUAACAAUAAAUGUAUCAAAUGCAAUGGUUAGAAUAAAUCCAUCAGAUCCAUGGAUAAAGAGAAGUUAAUAAAAGUGAUCAACACACAGCAGACCAGUACCUACUGGUUUCAUAAAGAAGGUUAUCUUGAAUCACACCAGAUUUUACUGAAAACCUCAAGAAUAUUACAAAUGUCACUUCAUGCUACAUUAAUUAGACCAAGGUCAUUUGUAAAACUGUUCAAGCAAGGGUAGGCACAUGCACCAGACUGGUGAAUUAAGCAAAAGGAUGGAGCGAAAGGAGAACUGCUCUUUUUUCCUUUUGUUUCCUUUUUCAGCCUGAAAACUGCAGAUGAUUUUUGCAUCCUCCCAUUGCCAGCUUAUCCAGCCCAGUCUGCAGGAGUUGCUUGACAGGAGGAAAACAUCGUUCUAAGUACAUUUGGUCACUGUAUUUUUUUUGUUUUCAGUUUUCUAUUCUUGCUGAUUUGCAAAGUCUCAGUUGACUGAGUUAUGAGCUGUUUGCCCAACAGGGCCUUUGUUCUGGUCUGUGCUUCAGCGAAAACUGGAAAAACCUGUUCGCGUGCUCCCCUUUUUUUUUUGAUCCUCCUCUCCCAUUGGCAGCUGCAGCUUGUACACAUGCAGACGAGGUGGUGCUUACCUUUCAUGUGGAAAGCUGCCUUACAAAAACUGAGGUUGCCUUUUCCAUUAUCCCAAAUCUUUUCUAGCCUCAUGAAGGCUUUGACGGAUGCUCGAGGAGUUAAACUCUGUUUGUUCUCCACGAAAUGUGUUUAGGUCAUCGUUUUAUUUUUCUUCAAGCAAAGGGAGGGUGUUUGAAGGUGGCUCCAAUCCAGCCUUUUAAAUAAUAUUUUGUGGACUCCGGGAGACCUGCAGAAACCAGCCUUGUUGUGCAAUGUAGUUCUUUGGAUGCAGAAGCUUGUGUGCUUUACAGCAGCUGCACACGGUGUAGUGUUAACAGCUGUAAGACAGGACAAACUCUGAGGCAGCGAGUUAGUGCAAAACGUGGACAAGUUGAGAAGAAACGUUUCUUUCCUUCGCCUUCCCUUUCCUCUUGCGUUGUGCUGCUGUUGGAACAAGAAUGGGUCAACUGUGUGGGAGAUGCAUGCAGCUGCUGCGGGACUUCGUGGCCUUUGUUCAGAGGAUGUCCUCCGACUUGGUGCAUAGCAUCAAGGAAUGCUUAACUCUGAUUAGCAAAUGCUCCUGCUUAAAACAAAACAGCUCUAAAGCCAGACAGCUCUACAAGCCCAUCCUGCAGCCUCAUGAGAGGGUGACAGCACAGGAGUUCCUGCAGCAUAUUGAAAGAGGUUUUGAAAUAUCACCACUUGGAAAGGACCCUCUGGAAGCCUUGAGGACCUUAGCCUUUUCAGAAAACCCAGGUUUACAGCAGUCUGCUGCCCUCUAUUACUUGCAUAUGAGUCAGCACAUGAAUGUUCCCCUGCCUGUGGAGCAUCUGGAACCCUUCUACGCCUUACUACGGUCUGCUGACCUGGAAGUACAGCAGAUGUCUUCUUUGUCCCUUGUCAAUUUCUUACUGGAAGGAAAUAUUGACAAAGAAUUAGUUGUCCAAAUGGGUUUACUCGAACCAAUUCUGGAUCUGCUUGAGUCAGAAGAUCCCACUGUCCAGUGUAAUUCCUGUGCUUGCACCAUGACUUUGGCUGUUUCAGAGUCCAACCGAGAGGCUAUUGGCGCUGCUCGAGGAGUUACACCCCUACUGUCUCUUGCCAAUUCCUAUGAUCCCAGAGUCCAACAAAACGCUGUUGGUGCUAUUUUUAACCUCACACAAUCAGAGAAAAUCCAACAGGUCCUAUGCAAGGAAGGAGCCCUACCAGUUCUUGCCUUGCUGCUUGAAUCUCCUGACUCAGAAGUGCAGUAUUACAGCUGUGCUGCCCUAAGCAACUUAGCAGCCAACGUUCAGCACCACGAAGCCGUGCUGAGACCCAGCAACAGAUUCCUGCUGCGGAUACUCAUCUCUCUCCUGUCCUCUUCUGUGGACAAGGUUUCAAGCCAGGCAUGUGUUUGCCUAAGAAAUUUGGCUACUAGUGCAGACAUCCAGGCCGAGAUUGUUGCUGAGGACAUCCUGCCCAAGCUGCACUCUCUCCUGGCAUCUGGCAGUGAGGGUGUGCGUCAUGCCUCCAUCGCUCUGCUCUGGGUACUGUCCCAGCACCCGCACAACCAGGACACUCUGGCGUGUGCCGAGCUGCUACAGAGCCUGGGGAUGCUACUGUCAGCGCAUAGAACAGACCCUGUGAUUGUUGGCCAUACUGCUUGUAUCAUCAAAAACUUGAGCCUCUCCAAAAACAGACUGAGAAUCAUUGAGAGCCCGUGUGUUGAAGGUCUCCUCCAAACCAUGCUUUCCACUGACAUUCAAGAAGACUCUCUUCAGUAUGUGACAUCUUGCCUUGCAGAGCUGGCAAAGCAAGAAGGAGCCACAGUACACAUGGUCCAAUGGAUGGAUGAUGCCUUGACAAAGUGCUUGGUGAGACUGGCUGGCCAACUGGAACACACUGAGGCAUCCUUUCAAGCUGCCUCCAUCAUCCAGCACAUGAUAGGUCACGAAAAAAUUAUGCUUUUGUUGAAGCGUCACAUCAGAGAGAUUCAGGCCUACCUCAAGAAUUUCCUUACCCACCGAGAGAUCCGCUUUCAGCAGCUGGGCGUCUCUACAUUCUGCAGACUGCGAGCAGAUCCAGAAUUUUCAUUAGCGUUCACAAAAAGCCAAAUGUCCAAACUCCUUGAGCAAGUCCGUCAACAAACAGAAGAAACUCAAGAGCUACUUAGGGCAGCUAUUUGCCACGAAGACAGUUAAUAUUUAAGCCAGAUGGCUUAUGAAAACUUAGCAGAUCCAAGAGCGUGAACUUUCAGAGCAACAACUCUUUUCAUGGGUUCCUGUAGUUAAAGUUCUCCUGCUACUUGCAGUUUCAUCAACAAUAGAGAUGUUCCGAUAACAAGAGUCGGAGCAGGUCAAAAGACAAUCCCUGGAACACUUUGGCUGGCUGCUUAAGUGUGUUUGAGGACUACAGCUACAUUCCUGCCAAUGGUUUGGAAAACACCUGUUACACUUGAGUAAUCUUCCAUGGUUUGUUUUUAGUUUCCUCACCAACCCCCUCCAAAAAUCCAGCGCUGUAUUCAGGAGGUUUUAUUCAUGUAACUGGCCAGUGCUACCGAAGAGGCAUCUCUCAAGUACGCAGGUUAUUCUGCAUUCAUCUUUAUUUUGUUUCUGUUCCAUGUCCCUUAUUUCAGAGCACACUCCAGGGACUUGACUUUAGAAAAUAAUUGAAUUAACACAUAAUGUAAAGGUAGCAAACUACUAACAGGUCACUAGAGGAAGUAACUGCUGAGGGACAAAGUGCAAGAAAUUUGGAAGAAACAAGAACAUGGCAAGCCUUAAGGCUGAUCCUUACCUACACUGUAGGCACUGCUCUCCAGCAGAAGAGCAAAGGCACAUUGAGGCAGGUAAAUGUUGCACAGAGCAUGUUCAGAAUAUAGAGCUACCAUGGAGGAUUUGGGUGAGGCGUGUUUGAAUACAGAAAUCUAUGUUCUGCAAAUGGUAAAUUAUUUCCAAAGGUACUUGGCAACAGGGAAAAAGUGAACAUAUUUGGCAAAAUUAGGAAUUGAUCUUAUAUUUUUAUUUUAUAUUUCAGUUUAAAAGGAGUUAAAUAACAAAAAAGUAGUAAUACGUUUAAAUUCAACUACUUUUCUUACAUGCAUACAGGAUACUGAACAACCUUCUCUUCCCCCUCCUCCAGAGAAGUCUAUCUCGCAGACCUUUUAGCAGCUCAAAACAGUAUUUUUCAGGAAAAAAAAUGUAGCACAGAGCCUUGUAAUUAUGGGGGACUAGUUUUUUAUGGUAGGUUUUAAUCUGUAAGAUAAUAGUAAUCUCAUAACAAUCAUCAUCAUCAUCUAUUAGUAAUCCAAUUCCACCUUUGAUCAAUACACUUGUUUUUAAAUACAAGAAUCCUCCUGGAGCUUCACGUUGAACUGGCUGGAAUACUGGAAGUUUGGAACCACUCUUAGGGCAAACAUCUGCUCCCAGACAGCAGUGUUUCUUAAGAAAACCUUUCAGAAGAGUUGCCUGUCUUUUGAGGUACAUCUGACCAUGGUAUAACCCUUAUAUGCAAGUAGAGCUUUAGAGCUGCUACUGGCGACAAACAUGGAAUAAAAGUGACAUUAAAAAUAAUAAUAAUAAAAAAAAAAUCAUUCUGUCAACUAGGAGCUCAACAUUACAUUUUACUGUGGCCCAAAUUUCUAAGCUUGGUUUUGGUGCUUGGGGGAGGCAUUUCUGUUAAUGAUUCCUUUUAAUAACUGCAAGUUGUCUCCAGUAGUACUGUUUGAAAACAAAACAUAACAAAUAAAACCUAUGCAACACCGCCCUCAGAAGCCUCUCUGCAGCACAGUAAAAAGACCUGUUAAAGAACAGGGCAGACAGACUUCAGGUGAAGCAGUAUGGCACUUCCAAUAUUCACGUGUGACAUGAGUUUUCUUUUGAAAUCUUAUGUGAAGGAGCCAUGUGCUCAGCUGUGGGCAGCUGGGCUUAUUAAAACGGAGGACUGCAGAGAGCUGAAUGACACAGCUAGGAACAAAAUCAGAAAAUUUCAAACUUCAGGGCACCUCCUUGAGUGACUUUAAAUCGUUUUCCAAAAAGAAAAAAAAAUAAUCAAUGAAAUAUUAAGUAAUGACAUUAGAAUCUGUCCUGUAUCUGCAUUUUUAGGUAUUUAAUUGCAAACAUUAUUUCAAGGUCUUAGCAAGAAAGAAAAUAAUGAAGCAUUCUUCAUCAGGAACGAGGAGGUAAGAGACAUGUGAACCAAGCAGAGCUAAUGGUGAAUAACUCAGUAGUUGUGAUGCACUGAACUAGGCGCACUGAAUGUCAUCCCUGUAAGCAUUUCUGUUGAGCUGUAAAGAUGUGAGCAAGGAGCUGAGUCUUUCCAAAACACACAGUCCAGCUGCUGUGACAGGUGACUACUCCAAACCUUCAGAAUAGCUGGCUGCGACUUCUACAAUUGCUGGUUCGACCUCACUGGAUAGUUAAGCAUGGCCUUUGAUGGUACAAUGAAAAUAGUUGCCAUAGUGGGCAAAGGAGCUGGCCUUCAUUUGAUAACAUAUUUUAUUCUCAAGAACAACAUUCAACAGAAGAGAAACUCUUUUUCCCUGCAUUUAAAGAAAAGGGCUUAACCAAAGACUUAAAAUUUCAAUUUUUUUUUUAUUUUAUUUUUCUUUUUAAAUUCCUACCUCUAGUUCUACUCCCAGUUCCCUAGCUUUUAGUUUCUAUGUUGGGCCCUUGAAAAGGAGGAAAUUCUCUCUCUCUCAUUUGGACCAAAGCUGGCAUGAAUAUAAUUAGAAAGAGCUUUUACUGCAGUCCUGUUUAAAACAAAAAACCAAAACCAAACAACACCACCGCCACCCCCACAAAAAAAAAAACCAACCACCACCCCAAAACAAACAACAAAUCAACACACAAACCAGAAAACCAAGACACAUGAGAAAUGAAGCAGGCUCUUCAUCUGUGCUGCAGAGUGAAGCAAGUGUUCUGAAAUCUCACAAAAAACAGAUCAGCAUAAUUUAUACCAGAGCCCAAAUAGAUCAAGAUCGACAUAACUUAAACCUGACCCUAAUAAAUGAAUCCUCAGACUUAAAAUUGAAGCUAAACCUUACUACGUUUUUGCUCCAUUUCUAGCUGCGACACUACUGAUUUUUCUAGUAACGAGAUUUUCAGAAACCUGAAGAAAAGUUUGAAGUAGACCAGGAGUAGUAAGAAGAGUUUUCCUUCACAGAUUGAGUCCUGCUUCAACUAUGCAAGAAAAUGAAAAUAUAAAUAGAAAUAAAUAUUUCAAACAAGUUUUAUUUGGUACUUACAUGCUAUAUAUAGGUUUCAAGAAAAACUACAUAUUUUGAUUACUUCAAAAUACUGUGGCUAUGUACAUGGAAAACUAAGGAAAGCAAGAAAGGAACCCAAUUAAUUUUACUGUGUCACAAGCUACUAUGGAAAGCAUUCUGACUGAACAGCUGGUUUUCCCCUUCCAUACAUAUUCUGGCAGAUGAAGUAUCUUGCAUUGCAUUUCCAUUGCUUUUAUCCCACCUCCUGUGUAAGAUGAACACUUGGCAGCACCAGACAGCAACUUCUUCAAAAAUUCUUCAGCUCUUGUCUCACAGGAUUUCUUCCACUGGCACAGACUCCCUGCACAGCUUCCCACAGGCCGAGCUCAGCGCUCACUCAGGGCGGGUGCAGCGUCUUAAUGGUACAUUCUGCGGUAGCACGAACUGGAACCGAUAAACCUCCGCUUCCCCUCGCCCAGGAUGUCUUCGCCGACUUCAGCGAGCAAUGCUUCAAGCCCUGGUUGGUGCUUCAAACUGCAAUACCUAGAGUGAGCUCUACCUGUAACAGUGUUGGUUAUCAAAGCACAAAAAGGUGCAGAAUAUUACAGUUCUGCCCAACAGCAACCAAAAGCGAGGGAUGGAACAAUGACAGUAGAAAUCGGCAUCAAAAUAAAGAGAAAGCAACCUGCGUUGCUGCUUUUAUCGCUCAAACUGUACUGCUUUAUAAAAAUCAUACGCUACAUAAAAAGCACAAACGACCAUUUUCCAUUUGCUCUGAAACGAGCAAAACCAAAGAAGUCCCCAAACAAGCCUGCUUCGUCAUCCAAAAAAAUCAAAUAUUUCAGGUUUCAGUCUUCAGUAGUCUCGUAAGGCAAAGUCUUCCAUCACUGGGGACACCAGCAAUUUACAGGACUCGGAACAAGGUAUUUCCUUGUGUGUGUCUGCACACGUGUGCAUGUAUGUGUACACUUUUA
Phalacrocorax carbo (great cormorant) is the source of this 12456-nucleotide messenger RNA. NCBI's taxonomy places the organism in Eukaryota, Metazoa, Chordata, Aves, Suliformes, Phalacrocoracidae. The record is from RefSeq and is a predicted model, not a curated record.